AUGGCGGCCACGCCACCCCCUCCGUCUUUGUCGCUUCCUUCAAACAAAACCCUCACACUCAAACGCUCUCACUGUCCGUUUCACCCUUCUAAGAACAACGACAACAACAAAUCCCUUUUCUCUUUUAAUUCGAAUCUGAGGUGCGAGAUCAAAGGCUUCGAGGGCCAUCGCCGCUGGACAAUUGAGCGUUUCUCCGACAUGAACAAAGACUCCACCACUCUCUCCAAUUCCAGCACCAACCCUUCUUCUCCGUUGGUUUCUGUCUCAGCUGUCACCUCUGCUUCCCAAUUCCCCACCAAAAAUGCUAAAAAGGUUGUCCUUUUCUACUGCGCCGAGACCAAGGCCCUUGCCGAGAAAACCGCCGCCGAGUCUGAUGCCAUCGAGCUUCGCGCCAUCUCUUGGGGCAAGUUUCCUGAUGGCUUCCCCAACAUUUUCAUUCCUAAUGCCCAAGGAAUUCGAGGGAUGCAUGUGGCUUUUCUGGCCUCAUUCAGUUCUCCAGCAGUGAUUUUUGAGCAGAUUCCUGUUAUUUAUGCAUUGCCAAAACUGUUCAUUGCUUCAUUUACCCUUGUCCUUCCGUUUUUCCCAACGGGCACAUCAGAGCGUAUGGAGGAUGAAGGAGAUAUUGCCACAGCUUUUACUUUGGCCAGACUUUUGUCAAACAUACCCAUUUCUAGGGGAGGACCUACCAGUCUGGUGACAUUUGACAUUCAUGCCUUGCAGGAGAGAUUCUACUUUGGUGAUAACAUUUUACCAUGCUUUGAGAGUGGGAUACCAUUGCUUAAAAGAAGGCUCCAGGAUCUUCCUGAUUCUGAUAAUAUAUCAAUUGCUUUUCCUGAUGAUGGUGCAUGGAAACGAUUUCAUAAGCAACUGCAGCAUUUUCCAACGAUAGUCUGUGCAAAAGUUCGGGAAGGAGAUCAGAGAAUUGUUCGUAUUAAGGAGGGAGAUCCUAGGGGUCGGCAUAUUGUGAUUGUUGAUGAUUUGGUUCAAUCAGGUGGAACUUUGAUAGAGUGUCAGAAAGUCUUGGCUGCUCAUGGAGCAUCAAAGAUUAGUGCUUACGUGACCCAUGGCAUUUUCCCAAAUAAUUCAUGGGCACGCUUUGGACAUGAUAAUGGGGGGCAUCCAGAGACUGCAUUUACUUACUUCUGGAUCACAGAUUCAUGCCCCUUAACAGUGAAAGAGGUGGUGAAUAGGCCACCGUUUGAGGUUCUCAGCCUUGCAAGCUCCAUAUCUACCAGUCUUCAAAUCUGA
Sphenostylis stenocarpa is the source of this 1248-nucleotide messenger RNA. The record is from the annotation of a GenBank genome assembly. NCBI's taxonomy places the organism in Eukaryota, Viridiplantae, Streptophyta, Magnoliopsida, Fabales, Fabaceae.